Exaiptasia diaphana is the source of this 1699-nucleotide messenger RNA. Its product is annotated as RCC1 and BTB domain-containing protein 1. NCBI's taxonomy places the organism in Eukaryota, Metazoa, Cnidaria, Anthozoa, Actiniaria, Aiptasiidae. Gene Ontology annotation, molecular function: protein binding. The record is from RefSeq and is a predicted model, not a curated record.
CAGAUAUUUCUAUCAAGCUUUGUUCUCUGAUGGCUGAUUUUAUUCGAUGGCCAAUAUUUAGCCUUUUAGAUACAGAAGUUCUUGAUACCAUUAAGCUUGCUUGUGUAUUUGGUAGUUCUGGAAAUGAAGCAAUAUUUGUUACUCAUGAUGACAAUGUAUUUGCAAUUGGUUCAAAUCUCAGCAGCUGUCUUGGCACUGGAGAUUCUCAAAACUGUUUACAACCAAGGAAGGUUGAAUUUCUUUGUCAGAAAAAAGUGUCAUAUUUAACAUUUGGCACUGGGCCACAUAUGAUGGCUUUGACAGAGCAAGGUGAGGUGUACUCAUGGGGACACAAUGCUUAUUGUCAAGUUGGAAAUGGUAACACAAAUCAGAACCCUGUCCACACACCUGCAUUUCUAAGUUCCUUGCAGUCUAAAAAAAUUACACAGAUUGCUUGCGGUAGCCAUCAUUCCUUGGCUCUCACUGGUGAAGGAGAGGUAUAUGCCUGGGGGUACAAUAACUGUGGUCAAAUUGGCUCAGGCUCAAUGACCAACCAGAGUAACCCAAGAAAAGUAACUUCCACCUUAAGUAGCAAAAAGAUUGUAUCAGUAGCUUGUGGACAAACAUCAUCCAUGGCKCUAUCUGAUGCAGGAGAGCUCUAUGCCUGGGGAUACAAUGGAAAUGGACAGCUUGGUGUGGGCAACAAUACCAAUCAACCUUGUCCAUGUCGAGUAAUUGGUCUUGUAGGGGUUGUCAUCACACAGAUCAUGUGUGGUUAUGCCCAUUCAUUGGCUCUGUCUGAUUCUGGAUGUCUGUACUCUUGGGGUGCUAAUUCAUAUGGUCAACUAGGAACAGGCAACAAGACACAUCUAGUGACACCCAACAAGAUUGCUUCUGAUAAAGGAAGGUGUGAACAUUUUCGUACUAUGUUUCAAGCACAUUGGGGCGAGGACGAUAAAGAUGUCAUCGAAAUAACACAAUUCUCGUUUCCUGUUUAUGAAGCUUUUCUCAAGUAUCUUUACACGGACAAAGUGGAGCUGACUCCAGAAGAUGCAAUCGGAUUAUUAGAUCUUGCUAAUUCGUACUGUGAAAUUCAAUUAAAGAAAUUAUGUGAAAAAAUUAUUAAAGAAGGCAUCACUAUCGACAACGCCGCCAUGUUGAUGGCCGCCGCCAUAAAAUACGAAGCCAUGGAAUUGGAAGACUUUUGCUUCAAGUUUUGCGUGAAUCAUCUCACUUUAGUGUCUCAAACCGAUGCAUUCACACAGCUUGAYGACAUUACAAUCAAAGGAUUUAUACAGAAAGCUGGCAAAUAUGGAGCCUUUAGAUAUUGACUACAAUGUGAAUCCCAGAUACAGGGGCGAAUUCAAACUAAUUCAGGAUGGGGUUAGCUCGGGAUGGGGUACAGUCCACUCUCACCUCCUGUCAACGGCUUUCCCCAGGCUUUCUACCCUGACGUACAUAGUUUGUAUCUUAUCUCUUUUUGAGACGUCUUGAGUACUAGUUUAUGGUAUUCAUAAUUUAAUUGUUUUUCUUUUUAGUAGGUAUAUAUUUUUUUUACUUCUCUGUCGUUUGUAAUGUCUUUGCUAUUCUAGGAUUGUAAUAUUUUAUAUAUUCAUAUUGUAGUUUUAUUUUGUCAUUGUUUUUCUUCAAAGUGGAAAAUGCCUCUUGUUGCAAUUAAACGCGAUAUGCCAUCAAUAAAAGGCUUGCGUAAUGUUUGCAA